Messenger RNA from Clupea harengus (Atlantic herring), 5424 nucleotides. It is a transcript of the gene fndc5b, whose product is annotated as fibronectin type III domain containing 5b. Gene Ontology annotation, cellular component: plasma membrane; extracellular region. Gene Ontology annotation, molecular function: protein binding. Lineage: Eukaryota; Metazoa; Chordata; Actinopteri; Clupeiformes; Clupeidae. The record is from RefSeq and is a predicted model, not a curated record.
GAGUAAGACAUGAGGUGGGAAGUCCCAGCAUCUGCAGUAAUAUCAUUAAUGCUGACUAUUCACCCUAAAAAGGCAAUACAAGGGAAGGGAGGCCGGCGGGAGGGGAGUGAGAAGACAAUUCAUGGGCUGGAUUUAGGUGGUCUGACGGUGGCAGCACGUCCUAUUUUGCAGCACUCAGAAAUACACUUUGGCACAACUGAUGGACAUGGCAUAAAGCACAACAGCUUGUUUGCUAUUGAAUGGCACAAACUAAAGCAAUCCGUCAGCAAUUAUCAACGUCCACACUGAUGAGUGAGGCACGCUUCCCUGCAAAAAAGCAGGGGUGCGUAGAAUGCUGUGCGCGCAUCUUGAAUGCAGAGCUGGAUGCGCUGUCCCAGGUCCUGUAGGAAUCCCAGACCCCCGAUGUCGCGUUUCUGCGGCAACUACGGAGUUUAUACCUGACGCCGUUCCUGCAUGGGGAUAGCCAACGCCAAGAGCAAGGCGGCAUUAGACAGUUGUGAAUGUUUUACAGAUACGCGGCGGUCUAGCUGUUCCAAUAACCAAGAGUAAAUGGGAUUCAACGUCCUCCGAACAGAAUGUAAAAAAUGAUUUGAAGGAUGGAGGAAAACGGGUUCAACGCUGCGUUGCUGUUUCUUGGCUAUCUUUCUGUGUCAUCAGCUGAUGCCGACACCCUGUCCGCCCCACUCAAUGUGACCAUCGAGUUAAAGGGUGUGAACUCGGCUUUGGUGACAUGGGAGAUCUUUGAGGGGGACCCUGUUAUUGGGUUUGCCAUCACCCAGCAGAAGAAGGAUCUGCGCAUGCUUCGCUUCAUCCAGGAAGUCAACACCACCACCCGCUCAUGCGCACUGUGGGAUCUGGACGAGGACACGGAGUACAUCGUCCACGUGCAGUCCAUCAGCAUGAGCGGGACCAGCCCUCCCAGCGACACCGUGGUGUUCCGCACGCCCAAGGAGUCAGAGAGACUGGCCUCCAAAAGCCCAGAUGAGGUGAUGAUGGAAGAGGUGGACCAGACAGCUCAGCUUAGGGCGGGAGAGCUCAUCAUCAUCGUGGUUGUGCUGGUUAUGUGGGCAGGUGUGAUUGCUCUCUUCUGCCGUCAGUAUGACAUCAUCAAAGACAACGAGCCCAACAACAACAAGGACAAAGCCAAGAGCUCGUCGGAGUGCAGUACCCCAGAACACCCAACAGGGGGACUACUGCGCAGCAAGGUCUAACACAGCCCCCCUCCCUCCAGGCAAUAACAGGCAUCCGCCUCAGGACAGAACCUUGACAUGUUAGAAAGCCAUGAAAUGACAUCACCACGACAUCUUAUGACAGCCUUCCCAGCUUCAACCUCAAGACUCCCCCGGGGACGCCCUUAGAAGAUCAAAACAGACCCCUUGGUGCUCUUCUAUUCAGCCUCCCUAUCGUGUGAGCACAGUGGGAACGAGUGAGGUUGACACUUGGGACUCGGGAGGUCUGGACACCUACAAGACUGGUGGUCAAGCGGUCUAGGGGAUGUGGUGAGGGAGGUUGGGGAGGGUAGGUUGGUGGGGGCAGAUCUGACACGACUGCCUCGGCAGAACGGCUCUUAACGGCUCUGCAGGAGCACGGAGCACGUUAAGGAAUCAGAAAACCUUGGCACCCAGCAGCAGCUCUCUCUUGCACAAGCCAGCCUCGCCAAGAAGAUAAGGCUGAGAAAUUGGUCGCCCUCUGAUAGGGGAAGACUUUUGAGAAACUAGAGGGGUGCUUUUACUGGAUGAGGAGAGAAGGGGAAAAAAAGAAAGAAAAAGAUUUGUUGUUUUGUUCCCUUUCUGCUUUUUACCCUUAUCAGUCUGAAAACAGGAUUAGUACUUUCACCAGACUAAUGCUGCUGAAGCCACGACUGAUAACAAAUAUAUACAUUCCAUUUAUCUAUCUACCUAGUUUGGUCUACUGAUCCUUUACUUGUCCCUGUUUUCUAUUUAUCUCUCCUUUUUAACCAUCUCCUUUUUAACCAUCAACCAAACUGUCUUUGGUUGUACUGUUGCUGUACCCCCCUUGUCCCCCAACUUUUCUGCCCAUGGCUUCUCAAGCACCUUUGUUUAUAGGUGCAGUGGGACCCCACCCUAAACACCCUUUAGCUCUCAGGGCACUCAAACACUGUCCAGAGGCACAACAACAAACAACAACACAACAAACAACAAACAAGAGUCGAGAGCACUGUGUCAGCUCUCGGCCUGUGCGACUGAGGCUGCGUUGUUCGGACCAACAAGGACAGGUCAUAUAUACAUGGCAUAUUCAUAUAACUUGCAAAGUAUCUAUCUAGUCACUUGUGUAUCUCAAGUAAGGUUGCUGUCUAAAAUGAGCACAUUACUGUACAAUAUUUAGACUGAAUGUUGGUUGACUACAUCAUCAUUGUUUCUGCUGUUCUGUCUGGCUUUGAGCUAUUUUAUAUUGCAUCCCUUUAUAAGUCAUUUGAGGGCUCCGAGUCUGUCUGUGUUCUGUCACCCUACAGUGACGAGCGAACCCGUGGACUUUCUGCUGAGCUCACUGGUCCCAAGGGAGACAUUUUCAUUUGGUGGUUUCGGGAGCAGGAACGGGGAAACAGGCUCAGGAUAUUCAGAGUUUAUCAGACCAGCCAGUUGAGCAGGCAUGGUCAUCAAUCACCCUUUUGAUAGCUAGAGCUGACUGGAUAAGAGAAGAGUAAAGUCUUCAGGAAUAAAGAGCCGGAGAACUUCAGAGCAGAGCCGUGUGUGUGGAAGGUAAUCCACUGUGGUGUGACAGGCCCUGUCUAUGUCGGGCUGCCUUGAGUUUAAUAUUAACUAAUAGGCUAUAUAUGUGGCUAUAUAUGUGGUUUCAGCUGGGCUGGCUGGGUUCACUGCCCGUCUACGAGAUUGAUUCUGUUGCAAAUUAUACUGAAAUCGUAAUCAUAAGCCAUAGCUCGACUUUUAUGAAUGCCUGCAUUUUGAGGAAACGGCCCAUAAAGAAAAAACCCUGACUAGCCUGCGGAUUAUCCUUCAAAUUUAAUCAGUAUGGAAUAUAGUGAAUUACUCCUUUUUACAAAUUGAUACCAGUUUCUAAUACAUAGACCCUGGCAUGCCACUGUAUGGUGCGAUCUCAUAUUAGAGUAGAGGUAAACUGGUUUGUUCAGGUGUAGAGAUAAGAUAAACAUGAGAUAUCCGGACAAAUAUGGCUGUUGUAUCAAAAGCACAAGGAAUUUAAUAUCAGUGAGGAGCUAUUUUUCAAUUAAAUGCUUUUCCAGAUUCGACUGGAGACCUUGCUCAUGGUGUUUUGACCUCCAACACAAUGUCAGUGCUGAUCAGCUCAUCCACCAUCCUCUCAUUCAACCGGGUCAAAACAUAAUUGGAGAACUCAUGAGAGUUUGAGGUCAUGAGGUCAAACCAAUAGGGAGCACCUAUCCGACAAUAUGUAUUCCUUUCGCCACCUGCUUCCGAUUGAUGACUCUGUUAAUCAAGUCCGUUGAAGGGUACCUGAAGGAAUCUUAGAUCAAUUAAACACACCCUGGUCCGAACCGGUUACAAUUACUCCCCAGCUGCCAUUGCCAUGGUGACAGGUUCAGGCAUCGCCCUUCUGUCUCUCUCUGCCCACACACAACUCAUUGGCGUCCUCAUUUUUCACCAUCCCUCUCCCUCUCCGUGCCCGCAGAGGCAAUAUAUUUCUUCUGUAAUGACUGCUAAUUAACCUUGGCUGUGGGCGAGUAGGCGGAUGGCAGGGUGAAAAAUGCCCGAUAUCAAUAUUGUGUUUAGGCAGCUUACAUAAGAAACAGAAGGGGAUAAGGCAGAAAGAGAGAAAAGUGUGCAAACAACAGAUGGUCAGAGAGAUAAAGAGAAAGAAAGAGAGACAGUGAGAGAGAAAGAGAGAGAGUAGGGGAGGGAGAGAUAGAGAGAUGGAGAGAGAGCAAGAAGGUGAUUCAUGCUGCUACAGACUGGUGAACCGGGUUUUUGUUUUGUCUCUGCUGCAAUGGGGUACUUUACCUUCCCCUGAUAAAUCCUGAUAUUUCCUUGUGCCUCUGCCACGAAAAGAUGCUUCAGGAGGGAACAUUUGACUAAAAAAGAGAGAGAGAUAAAAAGGCACUACCCUACACCAGAUUAAGUGACAACCUUCCCAAGUGGCGUUUUGCCACACUGACCAAAGCUAUUAUCCCCUCACCCUUUGCAGUCAAGAAAUAAAUGCACAGUGUGGCACUUGCAUGAUUCCACUACAUUCAAAAUCCAGUCCCAAACAGCAGGUGACAGGAAGAACAAUGUGCUAUUUUCAGGGGACCUUUAAAUAUCCAUUCCAACAAAACCCAUCUUACCUGGUUUACCAGAGGAAGUCACUAUGAGCCCCGUGACAGAAAAGUGUGAGUUAGCAUUUUGGCAUGGAAUGUCAACAUUAAGUAUUGACUUAUACCAGGUUACCACAGUGUGGUAUUGUAUAAGUUCAACAACAAAAAAGCCUGACAAGAUUUUUCAGAAUCAAGAUCAACUCAAGGAUUAAUUGAAAAAAAAUAAAAUAAAUCAAAGCUUGGAAUUUUGGACACAUUUGAAAUAUUGGCUGCAUUUUGUAUCAAUCAGCAACACAGUCUGCAGAAUAAUCAAAGGAUGGCCAGAUUUGCAUGUCAGACUGUAUGGCUUAACACCAACAAUGUAGAGCAGAUUACUGUCAUGAACAUUCAGUCAGAUCAUUUCCAUACUGAUGCAUUUAAAUAUCUUGUUUAAAGGUAUGACAUGUUAAGGAUAGCCUUUGUUCAAAUACAGGCCAUUAUCUGUUUCUCCUGUAAACAGGCAGACAUGUAUUUGCAUACAUUCACGCACACACACACGCACGCACACACACACAAUCCCAGACAAUGUCUCUUGUCUGUCUCUAGUAAGGGUCUGUUGUUAUCACACUUCCACAAACUGACAAGAGUACACCUUUAUGUCUAACUGAAAUGCCAAGACUUGUGCUGUUCCUUUAUGGGCUUUCAGCAAAAAGCAUAGUUUUAUUGUAGACUUUUAAUUAUCUCAGCUUGCUAGUUUCCUUUUAGCACAAGUACAUCAUUCCUUUAAGAUUUUUGUCUCUUCAGGUUAAGAACAUGUUUAAAAUGCAAUUUCUUGUAGCCUACGUACAUUUGUGACUUGGCCUCUGUCUUGAGCAGUAUGCCCACAAUUUGAUUUCACUGGACAACCAAGCCUUAAAGCACCCAAGACAGCAGAUGGUGUAAAAAAAAAUAUAUUAAGAGUACAUUUGUACCACAGUAGAUGGAUUUAUUAAGACGCAUGGACUUAAAGAAACAAAAUAAAACGUAUAGCUGAUGUUUUAUGUCAAUCAUCAAGUCUAUGUGAGUUGUACUUAGUCAUAAAAGCUUCAUGAGGGCUAGCAUGAUUCUGCAAUUCUGAACAGAAAUUAUACAAUUUAUACCGUUAUAAAACGUAAAUGUCCAAUAAUGUAACAAAAAUAAAGUGUCACGUAUUUUCAACA